Molecule: messenger RNA, 1005 nt
Organism: Dovyalis caffra
Lineage: Eukaryota; Viridiplantae; Streptophyta; Magnoliopsida; Malpighiales; Salicaceae
Source: the annotation of a GenBank genome assembly
AUGUCGAAGAAGGGAGAAUUAGUGUGCGUUACCGGAGGAAGCGGAUGCAUUGGCUCAUGUCUCGUCCGUCUACUUCUCGAUCGUGGCUACACUGUUCAUGCCACCGUAAAAUAUCUCAUGGAUGAUAAGGAAACGAAGCAUCUGGAAUCAUUAGAAGGAGCAGACACGCGUCUAGGCCUUUACCAAAUCGACCUCCUCGAUUAUGACUCCAUUGUCGCCGCAAUCAAUGGCUGUGCUGGCGUCUUUCACUUGGCCUCUCCCUGUAUCGUCGAUCAAGUCCAUGAUCCUCAGAAGAACGAGCUGUUAGAUCCGGCAAUUAAAGGAACGAUAAAUGUGUUAACCGCGGCAAAAGAAAGUGGCGUUAGGCGCGUGGUGAUUACGUCAUCGGUCGCCGCUAUAACCCGCGUGCCUACGUGGCCUGAUGACGUCAUCAAUGCUGAGGAUUGCUGGACAGACGUUGAGUACUGCAAGCAAAAUGGAUUCUGGUAUCAGCUUUCGAAAACACUAGCUGAGAAUGCUGCCUGGGAGUUUUCAAAGGAGAAGGGAUUGGAUGUAGUGGUGGUAAAUCCUGGUUUUGCUAUUGGUCCAGUUAUCCCACCAACGCUGAAUGCCAGCAUGUUGAUGCUUGUUCGUCUUCUUCAAGGUGAUCUAAGGUGCACUGAGACAUACCCAAAAUUCUUUAUGGGACUUGUCCAUUUUAAAGAUGUAGCCUUGGCGCAUAUCAUAGUGUAUGAGAACACAUCAGCAUCCGGUAGACACUUGUGUGUUGGAGCUAUAUGUCAUUAUGGUGACUUUGUGGAAAAGGUCGCCGAGUUAUACCCUGAAUAUAAUGUUCACAGGUUGGCGAAGGAUUCGCAACCUGGGUUUUUGAGGGCAAAAAAUGGAGCUAAAAAGUUGAUGGACUUGGGCUUACAAUUUACUCCGUUGGAUCAAAUCAUCAAGGAUGCAGUUGACAAUUUAAAGAGCAAGGGAUUCCUUUCUGAUAACGAGCUUAUAAGGAUUUAG